GCAAGGUGCAGCCAUAGUGCUAGGAAUUAGGGCGGCGGACACGCGCGCACCCCAGGCGGUGCUUCAGCUGCAGCCACAAGCCUCCUCCCCCUGAAUUUCCUCCGAAGACUCCGGGGGACGAGUCCUGCGGGUGGGAAGUGAGAGGCGCCCCUGGGUGCCGCGGCCGGCGCUUGGGAGGCUUCGCGGGACGGAGGCCGGCCGGACUUUGAACCUUCCCGGCGGUGUUGCAGGCAGAGGGCGCAAGGUCAACGCUUGGCGCCUCCGGGCAGCGGGUGCCCGAGCGGCCCCCACAGCCCCGGGGAGGGGUGGGCCCUGAAUCGCCGGGGGCCGGGGCGUCACGGGCGCCCGCUCCUGAUUGGCCGCCGCCACGGUCACGGGCCGGGCGCUCCGACACUGGCAGAGCCAGAGGCCGGAGCCGGAGUACGGACCCGGGGCGACCGAUCGCAGUCCCGAACCGAGGGGCUGGCGUGGACACCGAAUCCCAAGCCCUCGCUGGGAGUCUGGCCGGGAAGCGGCACCAUGCCCUACGUGCUCAUCAGCACCCAGAUCCGCAUGGAGGUGGGUCCCACCAUGGUGGGCGAUGAGUACUCCGAUCCAGAGCUGAUGGAGCAUUUGGGGGCCUCAAAAAGAGGCGUCCUGGGGAACAACUUCUACGAGUACUACGUCAGCGACCCUCCUCGAAUAGUCCUGGACAAGCUGGAGCGCAGGGGCUUCCGUGUGCUGAGCAUGACAGGGGUGGGCCAGACGCUGGUGUGGUGCCUGCACAAGGAGUGACCCUCACGGAGGCGCGGACAGGGCCCCCGUCUCCGAGUGGCUGCCUGUGGGUCCCGAUCCCAAGCCCGCCUCACUCACUGCCCUGCCCUCUUCCCAAACUGUCAUUUCCCUUGGACCAGCACCACGGGGCAGUGAACGGCCUCUGAAACCUGCCCCAGCUGCCCCUCCACCUUCCAGCUGGUGAGGGUUCUGGAGGAGUCCGUGCUCAUGGGCAGGCUGAGGGGCUGGCAAGAGCCCGGCUCUGCCAAUAAAGGGCCGUGAUGAUUGUUUGCUUCUAA
Molecule: messenger RNA, 1052 nt
Organism: Myotis davidii
Lineage: Eukaryota; Metazoa; Chordata; Mammalia; Chiroptera; Vespertilionidae
Gene: GCHFR
Product: GTP cyclohydrolase I feedback regulator
Exons: 3
Coding region: 520-774 (84 amino acids)
Biological process (GO): negative regulation of biosynthetic process
Cellular component (GO): nucleus; cytoplasm
Molecular function (GO): GTP cyclohydrolase binding
Source: RefSeq, a predicted model, not a curated record